UGCUCCGCUGGGGUCUGGGUUGUGGGCGCCGGCGCCCUCUGAGUCCCGUCAUCGCGGCCGGAUAAUCGAGGGCUCGGAGCGCAGUGUGCCAGGCGGGUGGCGGGAAGGUCAUGGCGGAGCCCGCGGCGCGACACCUGUCGCUGCCCUCCGGGCUGCUGGAGUUGUGCGCGCUGUUGGGCGCCUCUCAAGACAGCCUCCGCGGCCUGGAGCAGGAUGCAGCCAUCUGGGGGGGCGUGUGUAUGGCUUCGGAACCCAAAGAGGAUUACAUCCAUUUCCUGGUGCUCACGGAUGUCUGUGGGAAUAGAACCUAUGGUGUGGUUGCCCAGUACUAUCGACCCCUGCAUGAUGAAUAUUGUUUCUACAAUGGCAAGAGCCACUGGGAGCCCAGCAUGAGCUCAGCUAGGUGCUUUGUGCCUUUUGCAGUGUGUGUGGUGUCCCGGUUCCCAUACUAUAACUCCCUCAAGGACUGCCUCUCCUGUUUAUUGACUCAUCUGAAGCUCUGUAAAGAUUUUGAAGUUGACAAUCACAUAAAGGAUUUUGCUGCACGACUGUCCUUAAUACCUACUCCGCCACCUGGACCACUCCACUUGAUAUUUAAUAUGAAGCCGCUGCAGGUCGUCUUUCCCUCUCGAACGGACCCCGAGAGUCCCAUUGUUGACUUGGACCUUCACCUGCCCCUGCUGUGCUUCCGGCCUGAGAAAGUGUUGCAGAUCCUGACCUGUAUCUUGACGGAACAGCGCAUCGUGUUCUUCUCCUCAGACUGGGCCCUGCUGACGCUCAUGGCCGAGUGCUUCGUGGCCUACCUCCACCCCCUGCAGUGGCAGCACACGUUUGUGCCCAUCCUGUCCGGUCAGAUGCUGGACUUCGUCAUGGCCCCCACGUCUUUCCUCAUGGGCUGUCAUCUCGAACACUUCGAAGAAGUCAGAAAGGAAGCUGAUGGUUUGGUCCUGAUUGACAUUGACCAUGGGAGUGUCACCUGCUCCAAGUCUUCUGACGACAACAUAGACAUUCCUGAUGUCCCCCUUCUGCUGGCACAGACCUUCAUUCAGAGAGUUCAGAGUCUCCAGCUGCACCCGGAUUUGCACCUUGCCCACCUGAGUGCCAGCACAGACUUGAACGAGGGCCGAGCCCGCCGCCGAGCCUGGCAGCAGACUCUCAACUGCAAGAUUCAGCACAUCACUCUACAGCUGCUCGUUGGCAUCUUCAGGGAAGUGAAGAAUCACUUGAAUUAUGAGCACCGAGUCUUCAACAGUGAGGAGUUUCUCAAGACAAGAGCUGCAGGGGACCAGCAAUUUUACAAGCAGGUUUUGGACACCUACAUGUUCCACUCCUUUCUGAAGGCCCGGCUUAACGGCAGGAUGGACGCCUUUGCUCGGAUGGACCUCGACACUCAGUCUGAGGAGGACAGGAUAGACAGGAUGCUGAUAAGUCCGAGGAGACCUACUGUGGAGAAGAUGGCCUCCAGGAAGGCCUCACCCCUGCACAUCACUCACAGGCGCAUGGUGGUCAGCAUGCCCAACCUGCAGGACAUCUCCCUGCCCGAGCUGCCACCCAGGAACUCAUCGCUUCGGAUAAUGGACACCUCAAACUGCAGAAGCAGCAGUCCAGUUCUCAAAGUGACCCCUAAGUCAACAUAUACAUUCAAGAUCCCUGAUAUCCACUUCCCACUGGAGAGCCAGUGUGUGCAGGCAUACUAUACAGACUUUGUCACUCUCCUGAGCAAGGCCAUGAUGCUGUUGGGUCCUGGCGACUCUCUGCUGCUGGCCAGGUACUUCUACCUGCGUGGUCUUCUCCAUCUGAUGCAGGGACAGCUGCUGAGUGCCCUCUUGGAUUUCCAGAACCUGUAUAAGACCGACAUAGGGAUCUUCCCGGCUGAUCUGGUCAAGAGAACGGUGGAAUCCAUGUCGGCCUCCGAGCGGACCCAGGCCGAGCGGACGCCUGAGCUCAGGCGGCUCAUCACAGAGGUCUUUGAUAAGCAUGGCGAGGCUCCCAAGGCAGAUGACGCUGUGAAGAACUUCGAACUACCCAAGAAGCACAUGCAACUCAAUGACUUUGUGAAGCGGGUCCAGGAGUCGGGGAUCGUGAAGGACGCCAUCAUCAUCCACCGCCUAUUUGAUGCCCUGACCUUCGGACAUGAGAAACAGAUUGACCCCGAGACCUUCAGAGACUUUUACACCUGCUGGAAGGAGACUGAGGCAGAGGCACAGGAGGUCAGCCUGCCCGCACUGCUCAUGGAGCACCUGGAUAAGAACGAGUGUGUCUACAAGCUGUCGAGCUCCGUGAAGACCAACCGUGGAGUGGGCAAGAUCGCCAUGACCCAGAAGCGCCUGUUCUUGCUCACCGAGGGGCGGCCCGGCUACGUGGAGAUCGCCACCUUCAGGAACAUAGAGGAAGUCAGAAACAGCACCGUGGCGUUUCUCCUCCUGAAGAUACCUACCUUAAAGAUCAAGACGGUGGCCAAGAAGGAAGUCUUCGAGGCCAACCUCAAGUCGGAGUGUGACCUCUGGAACCUCAUGGUGAAGGAGAUGUGGGCCGGAAAGAAGCUGGCAGACGACCACAAGGACCCACAGUACGUCCAGCAAGCACUGACCAACGUCCUGCUUAUGGAUGCUGUAGUUGGCACGCUGCAGUCACCUAGCGCCAUUCAUGCUGCCUCCAAGUUGGCCUACUUUGACAACAUGAAGAAGAAAUCACCCAUGGCAGUCCCAAAGACAACCUCUGAGACUCUAAAACACAAGAUUAACCCUUCAGCCGGAGAGACCGCUCCCCAAGCCAUUGAAGUCCUGCUGUAUACGCCAGGGCGCCUGGAUCCUGCAGAGAAGGUUGAAGAUGCUCACCCCAAGUUGUGGUGUGCCCUAAACGAAGGCAAAGUGGUCGUGUUUGACGCCUCCUCUUGGACCGUCCACCAGCAUUGCUUUAAAGUGGGUUCCUCGAAAGUGAACUGUAUGGUGAUGGCGGAGCACAGCCAGGUGUGGGUGGGCUCAGAGGACUCUGUCAUCUACAUCAUCAAUGUCCACAGCAUGUCCUGCAACAAACAGCUCACGGAUCACCGUUCUCCGGUCACUGGCUUGGCUGUGCACAAUGGGAAGAAGCCCAGUGAGAUCUACUCCUGUAGUCUGGAUGGGACGGUCAUCGCAUGGAAUGUCAGCACACUGCGAGUGAUCAGCCGCUUCCAGCUGUCAUACGGUGGCCUCCUGUCCAUCAGCCUGCACAAUGACCGCAUAUGGUGCUGUACAGUUCACAAGAUCUUGGUGGUGACCCCGCAGGGCUUUGUUCAUCAAGAGCUGAAGCAUCCCAAAGACUCUCCCUUCCUGGCCUUCCAACUCCUGCCUGAGGAGCAGCAGCUGUGGGCGGCCUCUAAGGGGGCCAGUGAGCUGUACAUCUGGAGCCUGAAGGACCUGGACCAGCCUCCUCAGAAGGCUUGCUUACAAGACUGCACCGAGGUCACCUGUAUGAUCCGAGUGAAGAGGCAGAUCUGGGUGGGCGGCAGGGGGCUGUCUCAGGGUAAAACCGGAGGGAAGAUCUACGUGAUGGCCGUGGAGAAGGUGACGGUGGAAAAGGAGCUGGUGGCGCACUCGGACACUGUGAAGACCCUGUGUUCUGCCGAGGACCGCUAUGUACUGAGCGGAGCGGGUCAGGAGGAGGGAAAGAUCGCCAUCUGGAAGGUCGAGUGAGAGCUCUGUGCUGAACCGGUGCAGUCCUGUGAGGGGGCCGUCUCCCGACCCACCGCUGUCAGUGGCCAGCUAGCUGGGGCCUGUCUGCUCCGGUGCCCUCACCUCCUUGGGUGAGCAGCUACAGCUUACUGCUGAUGACCUCCACUGUAAAGUUACCUCAUGUUACCUAGAAACUUCCAGAAUCCACAACUAGAAGCCAGCACCCGAGCUGCCAACUCAGCUGAAUCACGUGUGACCUGGGGUCCUCUAGGCUGGCCUCUCCUCUUCGUGUUUACUCUCAAACACUUGGGCUCAUUGCCAUUGGUGUAUGGCAAUGGCUAGUGUGUCACAGUCAGCCACAGAAACAGCCUGAUUCCAGAGAGACCUCUGAGCAUUCGAAGGUAAUCACCGACCGAACUGGCUUGCACUGGGCAGGUGAUUCCUCCUUCAGGGAAGGUGACCAAGGCCUGCCCCAGGGAGGGGACAGUACUGGUCAGGUUUGUCUGUGUAGAAGUUGGGCAGCUGAGCGGCUCUGUCUUAACAUUAAAGUUUUAAUGAAGACACCGACGACUACAGGCAGGAAGCACAUCCCACAAGCACUGGCUCGUGGCAUAGCUGCACUUUGUGUGGACACAACGCCUGUCUCUAUUGAACUGUACAUAGGCUAUCUGCACGGAGGCUUGUGAAUGUGUUUACCACAUUGGCCCAAUCUCAUUCUGCAAGUGUUCUGUGAGGUGGGUUUGAAUGGAUGCUGGACACGUAGAAGAAAUGGCCUAUCUCCUGUGUAUCCUCCUGUGAGUUCUGCAUGGAGCCCUCGGGAUCCCCUGCCUUGGGUUUUUAAGGCUCCACGCCCACCACUGGAGAGGCAGUCACUAAGAGGUUACCAGUGGUCCAGAGGUACUUGAGCUCAUGCAUGUGAAGACCCAGGCCUGAAGAGUCUGUGUCACUGACUGCUGGCUCCCUUGAGGUGUGGCUCCCUAGAACACAGUGCAGGGGAUCUCAGAGCUACACCCCUCCCUGGAGUUCGUGCUCCCUGAGGGGUAUUCCGUAUGUCCAGAGGAACAAUGUGGCCAGCAGCCAAGGGCACAAGUUCACACUGUAUUUGUAAAAGUCGAUCACAAAUGCAUUCUAAGUUAUUUAAUGUCAGUCCAUGUAUGACCAGGUGUUUACAACUUGUGAUA
Molecule: messenger RNA, 4834 nt
Organism: Mus pahari (shrew mouse)
Lineage: Eukaryota; Metazoa; Chordata; Mammalia; Rodentia; Muridae
Gene: Dennd3
Product: DENN domain containing 3
Exons: 23
Coding region: 111-3674 (1187 amino acids)
Biological process (GO): regulation of Rab protein signal transduction
Cellular component (GO): cytoplasmic vesicle
Molecular function (GO): protein binding
Source: RefSeq, a predicted model, not a curated record